UCUAGCCAUUCUCAGUUAAUGUAAUCAACGCAUGCGUGCUUAUAUAUACAAUGACCGGUUAACGCAUAAAUGCCAUUUAGCUUCUUUAACUGGUCUGAUAAGAAUUGUACGGAUUUUGUGAACUAAAUUAUUUAAUAAUAAACUUUCAAUGGUGGGCUGCACACGUUUUAUGUACGUAUAAAUAAUGAAGUAAUCAAAUACAUUUGAUUGAAAAUUCACAGGGACGUUAAAAUUAUGUUGAUAAUUCAAACGUGAUGAAACAGACAAUCGGACUUUGAAAAACCGAUCAAACCGGAAGAGUUCUUCACUUGCAAAUAAAUCACGAAUGGUCAAGAAUGAAGUAUGGGCUAAUGAUUAAUAUACUUUUUGGAUUUUUUAUUUUUAAUUUAUUUUUGGAAUUGAAAGCCAUUCAUGGCAAAUUUCUCGGUGGUACGAUCUCUUGGAUGGUACUUGAGAACAAGGCAAUAGCGACAACUGUCAAAGGCGUUUCACAAGCAGUUUUGGAAUGAUGGAUGAUUGGGUGGGCUUCGUACAGAAUUCGAACCUUGAAUUCACCAAACCGAUGAAUCCAAAGGAGAUCCAUUCUAGAAGUCAUUUAAAACGGAAGAAGAUAAACGAAAGUUUAAAACAGUCAUCGAAAAUUGAAAACAAAACAAUAAUGGUUCGGCAAACGAGGCAAAAAGUACGUCCGUUAGGUAUACCAGUACCCGCCAAGCUCACGAAACGAACAAACGAAGAAAAUGAAACGAAAGUAUUCAAGAUGUCAAACCAUUUUCUUUUGGAUCCCGUAUACUAAAGUACGAAAGUAGCAGAAAGUGUGAUCGUACUGAAGAUACUUGCAAAACAAUUCUCACCUUCGAUCAUGUUCGAGACGUUUAUCCUGCUCAUACAUCAAACGAUGUUUCGAGUUUGGUUUUUGUUGUAACUGUGGACAAUGAAACAGAUGCCAUUAUAACAAAACUUAGUGACUUAGGUAUUAAGUAUAUCAUAAAAACUUUGAAGUUUAGCAAUGUUGGAGAUACAAUCGGUAACAUCAUACAGAUGAACGAGAUUGAAAUAGAAACACUAAGGACAUGUGUUCGUAAUAAUGCAAAAAUGUUAAUGGCAAAACAUAGAUAUCUCAGUAUCAUAGAAGGAUGUAGUUACAUCUUAGAUAAAGAACCAGAUGGUGCAACCAAGGCGUUAAAUUACGAGCCGCGACUGGCGUUAUAUGUACAUGCAAAGGGAUAUAUUCCAAUCGACGAAGAACCUUUCGAAACAUCGUAUGACGGCAUAAAAGUUGUCAUUCGGGAAGGAGUGUUUGUCCCAUUUGCAAAAACAGCUGACGAGUUACAUGAACAUGUUAGAAUGGGAUGUAAAAUUCAGCGUACACUGAAUGGCACUCUUGGUCUGUUUGUUGACCACCAUUCGUAUGGUCUUUGUGGCGUAUCCUGUGCACAUGUUCUACUAUCAGCUGAAGAAAUUAUGCAUUGUCGGGAAAGAAAUGGACGCAUAGUUUUAGAUUCAUUUGACUGUGAUGUUUUCCGACCCGAACGUCCUCACACGAUUGGAAAACUCCGAGAAGUAAUUACCAAAGAAGGCUCUGAUUCAGAAUCAGGACUUGACAUCGCAAUUUUCGAAAUAACAACACGAUUGCCACAAGACGGAAAAUUCCCACAACCAAAAAUAAGCAGUAUGCCAGACAUUUCGUUUGAAUCUGGAAGGACGAUAACGAUAAACGUGCACAAUGAUCAAUGCUACAAAUUCGGAAGUUGUUCGGAUUUUACCGAAGGUAAACUUAUCAACUUGGGAUAUCCAAGUUGCGUUCGAGACGUCCUACAGGUGGCCGAAUAUACAUUUACAAUUUGCAAUCAAGUACGAGUUCAGUCGCAGUCGGGGAAUUUAUUUGUCAACAUGGGUGAUUCCGGUGCACCGGUUUUUGUCAAAGACGGCGACGGACAACUGGCAUGUAUUGGCAUAAUCGUCGGAGGGAGAGCAUCUGAUGGCGUAGUUUAUGUUACUCCCAUUACACGGAUUCUGCAAGAACGUGGUAUAUCAAAACUGAAAUCGUUCGUUCCGAACUUUGUCGAAAUGGCCAAUGAUAUACAAACGAUCAAAAAUCGCAUGGAACACUUCGACACGGUACUGCAAAGAAUUAAUGAAAAACUAGAUUCUAUAAACCCGUCUUCCAUAGCUCAGUUAAAUGGGAGGUAGGCUAUUAUUUUGUAUAAAAACCGCACUUUCAACUGAUAAUGUUAAUAUGAAAUAAUUUAGAACUUUGAUGCUAUUUUGUACAAUCAAACAAUUACUUAUGCAAUAUUUUUUUUGAAAAUUUUGUCUCCGCUGAUGUCAACUACAACCAAUAUUUCGAGUUAUCUUGAGGAUGCGCGUAAAUGUCUAUUUGGUUUGAAAAAUAAUCUUGACAGCUUACGUAUACCAAAAGGAGUCUCACUUUGACACCUACAGUAUUUAAUACUCCCACUGAAUGAUUUAUAGGGUCUCGGAUACGUGUGCUUUUAAUGCUUACCAACGUUUAUCAGACAAGCACAUGAAGAACUACUUUUUACAGUUAAUAUGACAUAAAAACUUAAUUUGAAAAUCAAAUUUUGAUAGCAGUAAAACCAUAUUCACUUUAUAAUUGAAUUUAGAUAUAUUACUCUACAUUAUUAUAGUAUUUAUGUAACGUAGAUUAAAAUGAUCCAAACGAUGUACUAUUAAGCCAUUAUAGUCUAUCUAUUUCUAGUUCACUGACUGCAAGUUGGUGCCUAAUGACGUAACACGUUACGCGAUUGCAUUUUCCAAUUAAAGGAGAGAAUAUUUUGAUAUUAUGAAAAACAAGUAGGAUCCAGCUUUUGCUGUUUGCUUAAAUACCGUAAUACUCUAAGUUUGUUCACACUUUAAUUUUUUGGACACCCCCUUAUUUUCCGAAAGUAAUUAUUUUUCCUGACUCAAAAUGUUCGGGUUUUCGUCAUUAAUUUAUAACUCUUAAUUUUCGGACAGUACAUUUUACAGCGCUAUUUCACCAGAUAUUUUUUUCCUGUUUUCGCUUAUCUGGUGUCACUUCCAUCUUGCUUUUUAUGACCGGAUUAAGGUCAUAAAACCUAGCAAGUGAGAGCCUUAGGGCAAUUUACCAUAUUAUUGCGUUAUUGGGUUAAUAUCCAUGUAUAUGGGUAAUAAAAAAUGAUUUCACCCCAGAGAGAUAACU
Dreissena polymorpha is the source of this 3184-nucleotide messenger RNA. RefSeq lists its product as uncharacterized. The coding region runs from base 1042 to 2193 and encodes 383 amino acids. The record is from RefSeq and is a predicted model, not a curated record. The transcript is spliced from 5 exons. NCBI's taxonomy places the organism in Eukaryota, Metazoa, Mollusca, Bivalvia, Myida, Dreissenidae.